Rotaria sp. Silwood2 is the source of this 1867-nucleotide messenger RNA. Lineage: Eukaryota; Metazoa; Rotifera; Eurotatoria; Philodinida; Philodinidae. The record is from the annotation of a GenBank genome assembly.
AUUUAUAAAUGUUGCACCAGCAUCGAGAGUUUCAUAGAAAGCAAUACAUCCGAUUUUAUCAAUCAAUCUUUGUUGUUCGAUAUCAUAAGCACCAGCCAUAUGAAAUAGCAAAACGCUCGUGAUACAACAAGCAAAUGAAUUUUAUUAUAAAAUAUAUCGGUGAAAAAACUAUCUUUGCUAUUACUUCAUGAACGGCUAAGCUGUCUCUCUGUCAUCACUUUCUAACAUAACGAAAAUGAAAAAAUCUUUCAAAUAACUGCUACGACGAGUAUUAGAUAACAGAAUGUAAAAAUAUAGGCUUAUUUUCUAAGGCCUAGUAAUACUUUAUACUCGUUAGAAUAACCUUUUUUGCUUUUUCUGUGCAACUCUUCAUUAUCUAUGGCUACAACUCGUCAAAAUGAAUUAUAACGAUUUUUGUGGAGAAAAGUUCAUGGUAUUUGUAAGUUUAAGGCAUGAAACUUCCUCGAAUUUUUGCUAUUUAGUAUUAGUAAAUUCUAUUUUACACAGGCUUUCAUAUAGUAUAAAAUCCAUCAUUUUUCUAUUAGAACAUAUAGCGCCCCCCCCCCCCUUGAAUAAUAUUAUUUACCACCCGGAAUUUAUGAAAUUUUUCGGUUUAUAUUGCUAGGAAAACUUAAAGCUUACUGAAGAUGAUUGGAGAACAAUUUUGAAGAAUGGUGGAGUGGCGGCUGUAUUAAAAAAGAAGCAAGAAGUCGAUGACCAAUGGCAAAAACAGCCAGUUUUAAUAGCAGUCGUCGGUCGAACAGGCGGUGGCAAAUCAACGCUCAUACGUCGUCUUCUUGAUAUGCAACCAGACGAUGAUGGCGAACCUCUAAUUGGUAGUGGAAACGAUUCUUGUACGUCAGAGUCUAAAGAGUAUCCGAAAUCAGGAACGGGUCUGGUGUAUAUUGACGUGCCAGGUGUUGGUAGUACGGAAAAAGAUCAUGCCUUCACAACUCCUGUAGAGCAAAAAAAUUAUAGUGCGCGUUUUAAGCUGCAAAAUAUUGAUUAUUUUCUGCUUGUCUUUGCGGAUAAAUUGCAGGAUCAUGAAGCACGAUUGAUUAGGUUUAUUACAGAUGAAUUAAAGAAAAGCGUUAGCGUCAUACAGACAAAAGUAGAUGCAAAGCGUCGGGAACACGCAACUAGAAAGUUAGAGCAAAAAUAUGAUUUAAAAUAUGUCAAAGACAAAUUUAGAAGAGAAAUUCAAGAAAUUCUGGACACUGAUCUCAAAAAUAUUUUUCUUCUCUCAAAUGAUGCUUGUUCGAUUACACCAGAUAAUCCAAAUUACUGGAUAUAUGAUCGAUCACCGGAUUAUGAGUUUAAUGAUCUAAUGGAUCGGAUACAAAAAGACAUGCUAGGUAAAGGCGGAUUGACUGCUGAAAAAGGAAAAGCAUUUAUACUCGCUACAGGUGCUGUCUGUGAGAGUGCUGUCCGAGCGAAAGCUAAUGCUUUGCGCAAUCAGUCAUGGGGUUGGGGAACUCUUUCAGGAGUGAUUGGCACAAUACCUAUACCCGGUGUCUCAUUGACAUGUGACGCGGCGAUUGUUGUGAAUGGGGCCACGAAUUAUUGUAACGCUUUUGGUCUGAGCCCACUGCGCUACAUUGGUGAAGGAACUUCAACUGAAAAGAUAAAAAGGCUAGGUAACACCAUGAUCGCAUCUAUGGGAUCUCGUGCUGCAAUCAUUUUCGGAUUGUUCGUUGGAUUGAAUACAGUCGAAGAAAAUGUCAAAGUUGUACCUGUAAUUGGUUCUGUUGCAGGUUCACUUAUAUCUUUCACAACAACAUGCCAGAUGUUGCGCUUACUAAUUGACUUUUGUGAGGGUGAAGCUUUAGCGUUUCUGCAAAAUCCACAAACCAACUCAUCAAAUUAA